Messenger RNA from Thlaspi arvense, 969 nucleotides. The record is from the annotation of a GenBank genome assembly. NCBI's taxonomy places the organism in Eukaryota, Viridiplantae, Streptophyta, Magnoliopsida, Brassicales, Brassicaceae.
AUGGAGAUGAAGAACAUUGCCUGCGGAGUUCUUUUCGCUGCUGCUUCCAUGACCACCGUCAUGGCUGCCGAAGUUGGAGCUCCGGCACCAGGACCCGCCUCAAGCGGAGCCUCCUUAGCCGUACCAGCUCUUGGUUCUUUGUCGAAAAUUGUCGAGAUGGUUUGGUGGAGAAGGAAAAACCGUGAAGUCAACGAGCUACAGAGAAAUUUUAUGAAGAACGGAAGAUUACUACUUGAAGAGCUAAUUGCGAUUAGCGAUGAUGCUAAAUCCAAUCCUAUAAAAAAUUUCUCAGCUGAUGAGAUCGUAGAAGCCACCAAUAACUUCAGCAGCAGCAAUCUUGUUCGCAUAGAUAGAUUCCGACAUUACAGAGGUAUGCUCGAUAACCGUGUCGUGCUUAUCAAGAAAUGGGCUUAUGGAGGAUCGAUUUACUCGGAAAAGAUAUACCGCAACUUAGCGGUUUCGUCAAUGGUGAGUGGUCACAAAAACUUCCUCAAACUGUUAGGAUGCUGCCUAGAAUUCCCUUACCCGGUUCUAGUUUGCGAAUAUGCAGAGGUCAUAACGCGUAGCCUAAGAGGAGCAAGAUGUCCUAUUGAUCCAACAUUAACAUGGAGCAUGAGAAUCGUUAUAGCAAAGGAGAUUGCAAACGCUUUAACUUACCUUCACUCGGCGUUUUCAAGAACUCUAGUUCAUAAAGAUAUACAACCUUGUCAGAUUUUCUUGAAUGAGAAUGGAACAGCAAAGUUGGAUUAUUUGGAGGAAGAUCCAGAACGUUUGUCUAAAUUUGUCAAGGAUGGGAGACUUGAUAAGGUUGUAGAUAAAAAGAUGUUGGUUGUUGAGGGUAGAGACAUAGAUCAAGAGAAAUUGCAAGUGGAAGCAUUUCUUGAGCUCUCUAUGAGAUGCAUUGGUCGUAAAGGGGACGUUCCCAAGAUGAUUGAAGUGGCUAAAGAGCUUAAAAGGAUCAGGAGAUAG